Messenger RNA from Micromonas pusilla CCMP1545, 1549 nucleotides. RefSeq lists its product as uncharacterized. NCBI's taxonomy places the organism in Eukaryota, Viridiplantae, Chlorophyta, Mamiellophyceae, Mamiellales, Mamiellaceae. The coding region runs from base 1 to 1473 and encodes 490 amino acids. The record is from RefSeq and is a predicted model, not a curated record. The transcript has 3 exons.
AUGCGCGAGUCCGGCGGCACGGAAGAGUGGCCGAUCGCCGGGGACGCCGCAUUGGACGCGACGACGUGCGAUGGCGGCGUUAACGGCGGCGCGGGAAGCGGCGGGAGCUCGCCGCGGUCGUCCCCGGGGAGGGAGGCGCCGGGGUCGCCCGGGUCGAGAGGGAGCGGCGGCGGCGCGGCGGGCGGGGGGAAGGCCGCGGAGACGGAGAUCCUGCGCGCGAAGUUCGUGUUGCAUCACUUCGUCGCGCUCGCGGGUUUGUGCGUGGACGACGACGCGAAGGUUGGGGGGAAGGCGCAGAAGGACGGGUCGCCGAACCGUGUCGCGGCGGGCGGCGUCGGCGUCGGCGGCGGGGGCGGCGGGGGAGGGGGAGGGGGAGGGGGGGACCUCGAGCUGACCGCGCGCGAGGCGGACUGCCUAGACUUUAUAUUCGCCCCGAGCGCGGGAGGAGGCGGCGGCGGCGGCGGCGGCGGCGGCGCGGCGUCGUCGUUUAGCUUCAGCGCGACGACCGGGCUCUUCGGGGGGGGCAAACAGACCGCGACGGCGGCGGCGAUCAAAGAUUGGGUCUCCAAGCGCUUGGCGUUCGCCAACGCGCAGCAUCACAACAAAGACGUCGUGAUAAUCGACGGCGUGCACAAGGGCACGGCGGUGCGGACGGCGUCGGACGUCCCUCCGGGGUCCUCCCUCCGCGUCUCCAACUGCCACGACGCGGUGAUUUACCUCCUCGCGCCCGCGGAGUACGCCACCGUCACUCAGUGCGCGGACUGCGUCGUCGUCGUCGGCGCCGCGGCGCGCGCGGUGAAGGUGGAGUCGUGCCAGCGCCUGAACGUCGUCUGCGCGUCGCGCAGGCUGCAAGCGCGGUCGGUGCACGACAGCGUGUUCUACCUCGGCAUCGCGCGCGGGCCGAUUUUCAUCGGCGAGUGCCGGAGAAAUCGCGUCGCGCCGUAUAACACCUUCUACGAGGAGCUCGACGCGCACCUGAGACGCGCGGGGCUGAGCGGCAAGCAGUGCGACGCGUGGGACCGGCCCGUGGUCAUCGCGUCGGGGGUCGGGGGCGGGGGCGGGGGCGCGUCCGGGUCCGGGCCCGGGUCGAGCGGCGGUUCAGGCGGCGGGGGCUCGCGCGGGGGUUCGAACGAGUCGAGCGUCGUAGACCUGCUCCCCGCGGAGAAGUUCGCGCCGUUCAUCGUCCCGUUCCGCGGCGGCGACGGCGACGGCGACGGCGACGGCGGCUCGAGCUCGAGCUCGAGCUCGACGCAGGCGAACCCGUUCUCGGUCCCGGAGGCGUACGUGCGGGCGCUGGAUCAGAAGGUCAGGUCCGUGGCGUCGUUGCGCGCGGCGAUGCGCGACGCCGGGUUGGACGACGACCAGAAGCGGGAGCUUCAGGCGACGAUUCAGGCGUACUUCAAGGAGUGGCUGCUCACGAGCGGGAGCAUGCGGCAGGUGUACGACCUCGCGAGGAUCGAGCGCGGGGAGUAGAUCGUUCGAUCGUUCGAUCGGAUCGUCGUUAGCGACGUACGCGCGGUAGACAUUUUUGGACUGAACCACCUCGCGU